AUGAAACUUUUGGUGCUCCCACAAUUGCUUCAUGGCGGUGAAGUACACUCUGUAGACAUUGAUGUGUCUAGCAAAUAUGUGGCUACCGCUGGAAAUGAUUCGGAUAUCUGUAUCUGGGAUUUUGCUCUGCUAUCCAACAUCGAAACAGCGUCUGAAGAGGACGUGCUGAAGAUAGAGCCAGUUCAAGUUGUCAAGGCACACGAGCACGCUGUGAGGGUGGCCAGAUGGUCAAAAACAGAGCCUACUUACUUGGCUUCGGGUGAUGUAUCAGGCAACAUAUAUCUCACGAAUAUGGCUGAUAUGUCUCAUAAACUACUAUAUCCAUGGCCGCUGGUGAAGAAUGAAAACAAUGAAGUCGCUGACAUUGCAUGGUCAGCAGAUUCUAGACUCCUAGCCUGGAGCACAAGCGACGGCAGAGUUCAUAUCUACGAUCUUUCAAAGGAUACAUACCAGCUACUCAAUGAGGCCUCUGGUGGUAAUAACAAAGGUAAGACCACGGCCCAGAAGAGUCUUGCUUUUAACCAUUCCAACAGUAAUCUUGUGACAAUGGGAGUGGAUACGUUCUUACACGUUUAUCAAUAUCGCUACGAUUCCGCAGAUAAUUACCAGUUCAAGCUCACCAACAAAAUUUCAAAACUCAUGAAUAACAACCCAACAACAACGGUGACGAUAAAUUAUGAAAGAAUCUCGUGGUCAAGCGACGAUGAAUUUUUUUCCGUUCCUUCAGCCAGCAAACAGCACACUUCGCUAAUAACACUCCUAUCGAGGUCGCAAGAUUGGGAAAACAAAGUAAGUCUCGUGGGCCACGACGUGGACUGUGACGUUGUAAAGUUUGGGCCUCAUAUUUUUCAAGCAAAGGAGGAAUCAAGUGAUCCUGACGCGAUCAACAUAUAUCAUAUAAUUGCUUCCGCUGGCUCUGACAAAACGUUAGCCCUUUGGAACACAACCAAGGAGACCCCAAUUGCUGUUCUUCGUGAAGUCUCAGAGAAGCCUAUCGUUGAUAUCUGCUGGGAUAACAGUGGUUCACAUCUUGUAUUAGGCUCUCUUGAUGGUCACCUCACAAUUGUCAAGUUCGAGCCUCUUGAGUUGGGGGAAACGAUUUCUGGUGAUACUCUUCAGAAGCUUAAGGAUACGCAAACUGCUUAUCUCAAAUCAUUUGCACCAAAAGAAGCGGAGUCAACCAAGCGUGGUCAAAAGUCGGGUGCUGAUUUGAUAGAUCAGAAAGAUUCAAAGAAAUUAGCUGAUGCCUUUGCUGGGCCUAAAGAGAAAAAGUCUGAAGAUGUCAGCGAUGGAACUGUGAACGCAAAGGAUACUACUCAAGACUCGACAGAUAACACCGAAGUGCACGGUGACAUCCACCCUGAAGUUUUGCUGAGCAAUACUCCGGGCCAGAUAGAUGACAUAAUGAGCACCGCUAUGGGAGAAAGGACGAAGCCAAGCUCAUCAGCUACAAGUAAGAGUAAACCUUCCAGUGGCAAAGUAACACCAAAGCCCGUUCCUGCAACAUCAAUUACGAAUCAAAAGACUUCAACGAAGAAUGGAAAGAAACGAAUCCAACCCAUGCUAAUAUCGAACGGAAAUGGACCGACCUCAAAGUCUAGUACGCUCACAAAGACCUCCAAUGGCGAUGGAGAGGCCAGAGCCUCCUCAUCCAAGUCUCUCAUGGAGUUUGACAGACCCUCCUACAACGUUUCUGAGGAGGCUUUCAAGGACAGUAAGAGAAACCGAGCUCAUGAAGAUGGAGGGCCUACUAAAAAGAUCAGAAGAGAACUUGAACCUGUAAAAUUUGUUGGUACAGCCGUCCUUAACCCAAAUACCGCAUUUGCAAAAAUAAGGCUCUCAAUCCCAAAGGUAAGAAUGUCAUUUCAAUUACCUUGUCGAUCUGAUGAAAAGAUGCUCCUUGAUAUACGAAAUGGUCAAGGCAACGAAAAUGCACCAUCAAGAAUUACGUGCUAUAAAAACGAGCAGCCUGUUUGGACGGAUUUCAUUCCUAGAUUUCUACAGCUAGCUACAGAAGGCUCCAGCUUCUGGGCUGUUUGCACUGCAGAUGGUCAAAUAAUCACCUAUUCACAUUUGUCUGGUAAGAGGUUUCUACCUCCAAUCGUUCUUGGGUCCCCUAUUGUAUUUUUAGAGAGCCAUGGAGACUAUCUUAUGACAGUUACAGCUGUUGGUGAGCUUUAUGUGUGGGACAUGAAAUUGAAGAAAUUGCAUCUUCAUUCACCGCUGUCUCUUGCAUCCAUUCUUGAUCUGCAUAGCAAGUUCCAUGAGGACACACUAAGCAAGUCGGAAAAUAUAACUAUGUGCUCGAUUACGUCAAAAGGUAUCCCUUUGGUGACUCUUUCAAAUGGAUCUGGCUUCUUGUUCAACUCAGAUAUGGGGGUCUGGCAAACUAUCACGGAAGCCUGGUGGGCGUUUGGAUCUCACUAUUGGGAUUCAAUUGGUGAUGAAAAGCAUUCAUCUGAAACACAAACUUCGAACUUGUCAGAAUCAGGAAAGAACUCAUCUAUCUUAAGCCUUCUAGAGCACAAGACGAACGAAGAGAUUAUAAGGAAAAGUCGUGUGGGCAGAGGCAAGUACUUUAAUAAGAUCUCAAAGAACCUUAUCAUGAAAGAAGGAUUCGAGAAUCUUGAAAAUACGAUCUCUUUAUCCCAUUUGGAGAACAGAAUCCUUUGCUGCGAAUUACUUGGUGAAUUCAAAGACUUCCAUGACUUUUUGAUAACUUACUGCAAAAGAAUCUGCGAACUCGGACUCAAAGCCAAGCUCUUCGAAUUUUGUGAAAAGCUUUUAGGAGACCAAUCCGAAUCUGGGCUGGAUGAGGAAUCGCAGAUAUGCGGCUAUGAUAGGAAAGAACUACUUAAAGAAGUCAUCUUCGCAUGUGCGCACAACAGGGACGCUCAAAGAGUUCUCCAGUACUUCAGCAAGCAGUUAGGCUUGAUAGAAGAUGAUUACUGA
Molecule: messenger RNA, 2952 nt
Organism: Candidozyma haemuli
Lineage: Eukaryota; Fungi; Ascomycota; Pichiomycetes; Serinales; Metschnikowiaceae
Exons: 1
Coding region: 1-2952 (983 amino acids)
Biological process (GO): DNA-templated transcription; chromatin remodeling; regulation of DNA-templated transcription
Cellular component (GO): HIR complex; nucleus
Molecular function (GO): protein binding; nucleosome binding
Source: RefSeq, a predicted model, not a curated record